AUAUUAGUGGUAGCAUAGCUGGCAUUUUCAUUUACCAGCUAAAAGGCAGAAAAGGAACAAUACUCGGAAUGGCACGAGAGCUUAAAAGUUGGUCGUUUUGGCGGGCAGUAUUGGCAGAGUUUGUUGGGAUGACGGUUUUUGUUUUUAUUGGCAUAGCCUCUGCCAUUGGAAACAAGCAUAACAGAUAUCCCGACCAGGAGAUUAAAGUAGCUUUAGCUUUUGGCCUGGCCAUUGCCACAUUGGCUCAGAGUUUGGGGCAUAUCAGUGGAGCCCACCUGAACCCAGCUAUUACUUUAGGACUUUUGGUCAGCUGUCAGAUCAGUUUCUUCAGGGCCUCCAUGUAUAUCGUUGCCCAGAUGUUGGGAGCUGUACUGGCAAGUGGCAUUAUGUUCAAAGUUAGUCCUGACCCUGAAUCAACACUGGGACUCAAUAUGCUGAGUAAUGGAGUGAAAGCCGGUCAGGGAUUUGCCAUUGAGCUUUUUGCAACCUUUCAGCUGGUCCUCUGUGUCCUGGCCACAACAGACAAACAUCGAACUGAUGUUACAGGCUCUGCACCCCUAGCCAUCGGACUGUCAGUUGGUUUAGGACACCUAGUUGCAAUCAGUUACACAGGGUGUGGCAUCAACCCCGCUCGAUCUUUUGGACCAGCUGUUAUUCUUGAAGCAUUUAAAAACCACUGGAUCUACUGGAUUGCGCCGAUGAGCGGAGGGGUGGCUGCUGCUCUUGUGUAUGACUUCUUGCUCUGCCCAAAAAAGGAAGCGCUUCGCAAGCGUAUGAAUGUUCUGAAAGGCACAGCUGAUCCGGACCCGUCUGCGACAGAAGCACUAAUCGAACCCCGAACCCCCAGAUCUGGUUCUGGUCAGUGGCCCAGGCCCUGAAAUGUCUUGUAAAUAUACCUGCUUGUUAUGUCCUUGGUUUUGGUGUGUAGAUACCUGAAAACUAUACCUACAUACAACACCAAAGCAUACAAUACCAUUUCUCUUGUCAUUAUCCUAACGACAGUUUUAUCAGCUUCUUUUCUGGCUAAAUUGACUACUUGCACAGCUACUUCUGUGUCCUACUUAUAAUAUCUCAGGAAUUUCAUGUAAUUCAGUGCACUUACAGAUUUUUUAUUUGGAAGGCAAAUUAUUUCUGCUUUAAGGGCUGACAGAUGACUGAAUAAAUUAAUCUUGUUUUCUGCA
Molecule: messenger RNA, 1181 nt
Organism: Cyprinus carpio (common carp)
Lineage: Eukaryota; Metazoa; Chordata; Actinopteri; Cypriniformes; Cyprinidae
Product: aquaporin-1
Biological process (GO): hyperosmotic response; renal water transport; carbon dioxide transmembrane transport
Cellular component (GO): membrane
Molecular function (GO): ammonium channel activity; glycerol transmembrane transporter activity; water channel activity
Source: RefSeq, a predicted model, not a curated record